Messenger RNA from Cokeromyces recurvatus, 1473 nucleotides. Its product is annotated as 26S protease regulatory subunit 7. Gene Ontology annotation, biological process: proteasome-mediated ubiquitin-dependent protein catabolic process. The record is from RefSeq and is a predicted model, not a curated record. Gene Ontology annotation, cellular component: proteasome regulatory particle, base subcomplex. NCBI's taxonomy places the organism in Eukaryota, Fungi, Mucoromycota, Mucoromycetes, Mucorales, Mucoraceae. Gene Ontology annotation, molecular function: proteasome-activating activity; ATP hydrolysis activity; ATP binding. The transcript is spliced from 7 exons. The coding region runs from base 51 to 1355 and encodes 434 amino acids.
AUUUCGAACUUGACAUUAUAAUUCAUCAUUACUUGUAAAAUAUAUUAAACAUGCCACCAAAAGCUGAUUGGGAAAAAUACGAUAAAAGUAUCGAGGACAGAGAAGAAGAAAAGAUCGUUGCUUUGGAUGAAGGAGAUAUUAAACUCUUGACAACUUAUGGACAAGGUCCAUAUACAAAAGAGUUAAAGACCUUGGAACAAGAUAUUAAAGACAUCCAAAAACGUGUGAACGAACAUAUUGGUGUAAAGGAGUCUGAUACUGGUCUUGCUGCACCUAAUCUAUGGGAUAUCCCUGCCGAUAAACAAAGAAUGCAAGAAGAACAACCAUUACAAGUUGCUCGUUGUACAAAGAUUAUUCAAGGAGAGAACAAUGAAGAUCCAAAAUAUGUUAUUAAUGUUAAGCAAAUUGCAAAAUUUGUUGUAGAAUUAGUUCGACAUGUAUCUCCUACAGAUAUUGAAGAAGGCAUGCGUGUUGGUGUUGAUCGUACAAAGUAUCAGAUUCAAAUUCCUUUACCACCCAAGAUUGAUCCAUCAGUUACUAUGAUGCAAGUUGAAGAAAAACCAGAUGUUACUUAUAGUGACAUUGGUGGUUGUAAAGAACAAAUAGAACGUCUAUGUGAAGUAGUUGAAUUACCACUUCUUCAACCAGAAAGAUUUGUAAAUCUUGGUAUCGACCCUCCUAAGGGUGUUUUACUUUAUGGACCACCUGGUACUGGUAAGACACUUUGUGCACGUGCCGUAGCAAAUAGAACAGAUGCAACGUUUAUUCGUGUUAUCGGUUCUGAGCUUGUACAAAAAUAUGUGGGAGAAGGUGCACGUAUGGUUCGUGAAUUGUUUGAAAUGGCACGUACAAAGAAGGCAUGUAUUAUUUUCUUUGAUGAAGUGGAUGCUAUUGGUGGAGCAAGAUUUGAUGAUGGUGCAGGAGGAGAUAAUGAAGUUCAACGUACUAUGUUGGAAUUGAUUAAUCAAUUAGAUGGUUUUGAUCCCAGAGGCAAUAUUAAAGUGUUGAUGGCUACAAAUAGACCUGAUACUUUAGAUCCUGCUCUCUUGAGACCUGGUCGUUUGGAUCGACGUAUAGAAUUUGGUUUACCUGACUUGGAAGGUCGUGCUCAUAUUAUGAGAAUUCAUGCAAAGAGUAUGAGUGUGGAACGUGAUAUUCGUUACGAAUUAAUUGCAAGAUUAUGCCCUAAUGCUACAGGUGCUGAAUUAAGAAGUGUGUGUACUGAAGCUGGUAUGUUUGCUAUUCGUGCCAGAAGAAAGGUUGCAACUGAAAAGGACUUUUUGGAGUCAGUUAAUAAAGUUAUUAAAGGUUAUCAGAAGUUUUCCAGUACUCCCAAGUAUCUUAUGUGGAACUAGAUUAACAAGAAAAAAAAAUACACCCUUACUUUCUUUAUUUUUUCUCUUUUCUUCUUUUAUAAAUAAAUAAUAAUAAAAAUACAUAUAUAUGUAUAUUCAUUUAUGUGUUAAAAACAAA